ACAGAGACUCCACCCCCAGCCCAUCUGACUCCAGGUGCCCUCCUCUGGGAGGAGGCUGAGGUCUGGCAAUAAAAGCAGAGCAGACACUAGAGGAUCCCAGCUUGGCAGCAGCCUGAGAGACAAACCUCUCCAGAGGAAGAGCCUAGCCCACAAUAGAGACCAUGGAGCUCUCCUCAGCCCCUCUCCACAAAGUACAGGUCUCCUGGAGAGGACUCCUGCUCACAGUCUCUCUUUUAACCUACUGGACCUCCCCCACCACUGCCCAAGACUUCACUGUUGAAGCAGUUCCACUCAAUGUCGCUGUAGGGAGUAACGUUCUUUUACUUGCCCACAAUGUGCCAGAUCGUAUCACUUUGUUUUCCUGGUGCAAACCAGUCAGUGGUGUGGAUACUCACAUAGUCGUCUAUUAUAUCGACAGCAAUAUAAUAAAUUAUAUGCCUGGAUACGAAGAUACAUUGACAAUGUACCCUAAUAAAUCCCUGCUCAUCAAGAAUGUCAGAAAGGAUGACCCAGGAGACUACAAAGCUGCCGUUUUAUUUAAAAACAAUAACGUUGUGUUUCAACCCCUCAAGUUUCAUGUAUACGAACCAGUGACUAAACCCUCCAUUCAAUUCACCAACACCACGGUCAACAGUGUGACCUCUGUGCUCCUGAACUGCUUUACAAACGACACUGGGAUCUCAAUCCAUUGGCUCUUCAAAGGGCAGAGUCUGAGGAUCACAAAUAGGACGAGGCUGUCCUCGAACAACAGCACCCUGGAAAUAGUCCCUGCCAGGAGUUUGCAUUCCGGGGACUAUCAGUGUGAAGUAUCCAAUCAAUUCGGUUCCCAGAGGAGUGAACCCAUCCGGGUGGACAUAAUAGAUUCACUGACUCCACCCUCCAUCCAAGUCACCAACAACACAGUCAAAGAUAUGCUCUCUGUGUUCCUGAACUGCUUGUCAAACAACACUGGGAUCUCUGUCCAUUGGCUCUUCAAAGGCCAGAGUGUGGAGCUCUCAGACAGGAUAAAGCUGUCCCACAAUAACAGCACCCUCCAAAUAGACUCUGUGAGGAUUGAGGAUUCUGGGGACUAUCAGUGUGAAGUAUCCAAUCAAGUCAGUUCCAUGAGGAGUAACCCCAUCCAGCUGGACAUCAUAGGUACCAUUCAUGCAUCUUCUGCAGAGACAUAUAUGCAGCGAAAAGGCCCAUGUGAUGCAUCUGUCAUCAUAACAAAGACACCAUUCGAAAUCCAGUUUCAAGAUGUUUUCAUCCUGUCUCCUAAAAGUCUGAUGACUUUCAGCUCUGAUCUUUGAUCCAUGUAGAGUUGAUUUUUGUAUGUUGUUAGGUGAAGGCUUAACUUCAUUCUUUUACCUGGAUAUCCAAUUUUCCCAACAUCCCUUGUUUAACUGAUUAUUCGUUCAUCAUUGAACAAUCUUAGCAGCCUGAUCAAAACUCAUCUGGUUACAGAGGGUCAUAUGGAUUACAAGAAUGCCUUCCAAAUUCUGCAACUCAAUAGGACAACUCUGUUUUACACCAAUAAAUUCAA
This is a messenger RNA of Peromyscus leucopus (white-footed mouse), 1525 nucleotides long. Its product is annotated as carcinoembryonic antigen-related cell adhesion molecule 21-like. The record is from RefSeq and is a predicted model, not a curated record. The transcript has 5 exons. Bases 162 to 1292 code for a protein of 376 amino acids. Gene Ontology annotation, biological process: T cell activation. Gene Ontology annotation, cellular component: external side of plasma membrane. Lineage: Eukaryota; Metazoa; Chordata; Mammalia; Rodentia; Cricetidae.